AUGGGCUCUGGUGCAUCAUCCUCUGCUGUACAAUCCGUGAAGGACGCGAGUGCGGAGGAAAUCAGUUCGGUUGUGGGAGAGCUGUCCGCUGAGGACAGGGAGAAGCUCCUCGCCGCACUCGAGAGGGAGAAGCUUCGCGCCGCACCCCAGGUCGGCUCCGGCAGCGGCGCGGGCCUGGUCGACGUCUCCUCGCUCACGAAGAUCGCCAAGGAUGACCUCGGCCUCCUGCCGCAGCCGGCCGCCCCGAAGUUCAAGGGCGCGGUCAUCCAGAUCUACGUGCGGGACCAGCCCUACGGCGGCGCUGACAAGAGCUCCAACGGCCACCGCUACGACUCCGUUCCGUUUGCCAACGGAAUGAUCUUGGCUGGCAUGAGCUGCCAGCUGAUCCACUACGUUCACCAGGAGCACGACAAGUUCUUCGAGGUUGCCGCCAAGUUUGACUUCCUCAUCGUCCGCUGCAACCCGGGCCAGAUCAAGGCCGACGGCGGUGACCAGCAGAAGUUCGAUGACGCCAUUAUGGGCCUGCGCGCGAAGGGCAUCCAGGCCUGGCCCUCGCCGACCGUGAUGGAGAAGAUGGGCGCCAAGGACGCCCUCUGCAAGAUCGCCAAGCUCAACAUCGGCCUCGAGGACACUCUGGCGUACUACGACGAGGAAUCGUUUGCGGCGGGCUUCAAGAAGACCAUGGCCUUCCAGCCGCGCGUGAUCAAGCAGAACCGCGGCUCCGCGGGCGAGGGCAUCUGGAUCAUCAAGCUGAAGGAGGGCAACUACUGCUCGACGUUCGGAGAGCGCAGCUGCGAGGACGGCGAGGUGCUGGACAUGAUGGAGGCCAACGACAACCAUGCGGAGGAGCACACCGUGGGGGAGUUCAUCGAGUUCUGCGUCAAUGGCCGCACCGACAAGUCCGGCACGUGGACGUCCCAGGGUGUGGGCAAGUACCUGGAGGGUGGCAAGGAGGCUGGAGGCCAGCUUGUGGACCAGCGCUUCUGCCCCCGCAUCGUGGAGGGCGAGCUGCGUUACAACUGCAUCGGGGGAGUCCUCGUCGGCAUCAUCCACAAGAAGCCCAAGGAGGGAUGA
Messenger RNA from Prorocentrum cordatum, 1074 nucleotides. The record is from the annotation of a GenBank genome assembly. Lineage: Eukaryota; Dinophyceae; Prorocentrales; Prorocentraceae.